AGUCCAGCAGAUAAUGACAAUUUCAACACAAAGAGUCUAGCAGAUAACAACAAUCUCAACACAAAGAGUUUAGUAGAUAACAACAAUCCCAACACAAAGAGUCCAGCAGAUAACGUCAAUCUCAAGACAAAGAGUCCAACAGAUAACGAUAAUCUCAACACAAAGAGUCCAGUACAUAACGACAAUCUAAACACAAAGAGUCCAGUCGAUAACGACAAUCCCGACACAAAGAGUCCAGCAGAUAACAAAAACAUCAACACAAAGAGUCCAAAAAUUACGACAAAAUCAACACAAAGAGUCCAGCAGAUAAUGACAAUUUCAACACAAAGAAAUCCAGCAGAUGACGACAAUCUCAACACCAAGAGUCCAACAGUUAACGACAAUCUCAACACAAAGAAGAGUCCAGCAGAUAACUACAAUCUCAAAACACAGAAUCCAGCAGAUAACGACAAUCUCAACAAAAAGACUCCAACAGAUUACGACAAUCUCAACACAAAGAGUCCAGCAGUUAACGACAAUCUCAAAACACAGAAUCCAGCAGAUGACGACAAUCUCAACACAAAGAAGUCCAAAAAUUACGACAAAAUCAACACAAAGAGUCCAGCAGAUAAUGACAAUUUCAACACAAAGAGUCUAGCAGAUAACGACAAUCUCAACACAAAGAGUUUAGUAGAUAACAACAAUCCCAACAAAAAGACUCCAACAGAUUACGACAAUCUCAACACAAAGAGUCCAGCAGUUAACGACAAUCUCAAAACACAGAAUCCAGCAGAUGACGACAAUCUCAACACAAAGAAGUCCAAAAAUUACGACAAAAUCAACACAAAGAGUCCAGCAGAUAAUGACAAUUUCAACACAAAGAGUCUAGCAGAUAACAACAAUCUCAACACAAAGAGUUUAGUAGAUAACAACAAUCCCAACACAAAGAGUCCAGCAGAUAACGUCAAUCUCAAGACAAAGAGUCCAACAGAUAACGAUAAUCUCAACACAAAGAAGUCCAAAAAUUACGACAAAAUCAACACAAAGAGUCCAGCAGAUAAUGACAAUUUCAACACAAAGAGUCUAGCAGAUAACGACAAUCUCAACACAAAGAGUUCAGUAGAUAACAACAAUCCCAACAAAAAGAGUCCAGCAGAUAGCAACAAUCUCAACACAAAGAGUCCAGAAGAUAACGACAUUUUCAACACAAAGAGUCCAGAAGAUAUUCAACACAAAGAGUCUAGCAGAUAA
Molecule: messenger RNA, 1230 nt
Organism: Saccostrea cuccullata (small rock oyster)
Lineage: Eukaryota; Metazoa; Mollusca; Bivalvia; Ostreida; Ostreidae
Exons: 6
Source: RefSeq, a predicted model, not a curated record